Messenger RNA from Bursaphelenchus xylophilus (pine wood nematode), 1908 nucleotides. The record is from the annotation of a GenBank genome assembly. Lineage: Eukaryota; Metazoa; Nematoda; Chromadorea; Rhabditida; Aphelenchoididae.
AUGGAGAUCGUAACCGAAUCUCCGGCAGCAGAACAGCCCUUCGAAAUGGGACAAGAUGGCGAUCUGGUGGUGCCGGAAAGACUGAUCUCAGAUUGGAUUGAGAUGGCUCUGUUGGGAAUGAUGAUCACAAUCGGAGCGCCUUUGAAUGCGAUGACUUUAUUUAGGCUUGAAAGACAGCUAAGGAAACAGAAAAGUUCAGCGAGGACAAAGGUGAGGAUGACAUUAUUCAGGAAGCUCGUGCAUAUUUAUGAGGGACCUUUAUGUCACUCAUUACUCUUUGUUUAUCAGCACUUUUACAAUUACAUCCUAAUGAUAUUAUACUUUCAGCAAGAGGCUGCCCGAACUUCCUUCACAUGGCUAAAGAUUCAUUUGACGGUCAUUGAUCUGAUUGUAAUCCUAAUCUAUUGUCCAUCUCAUAUUGGUUGGCUGAUCAGUUACACUUGGAAUGGCGGAGAGUUUAUGUGUAAGGCAGUGCAGUAUGCCUGGGACUUUUGUUUCCAUUUAAUGUCCUUUGGAGUUGUCGGAAUUGCUGUGGAUCGAUUGCGGACGGUAUAUCGACUAAUGCACAUGGAAAAAAAUGGACAGAGGUCGUCGAUCCGACCGAACGAUCAGCUCCGAUUUGUUAGAGUAAGUUUUUUUUAUGUUUAUGGUAUAAAAUUACAUAUUUAUCUGACAUUCUCCCCCAUAAAAACAUCCCCUUUCCCUUCUGCACGAUGCAUUUCCUCCCUCUCCAAGUUUUUUCUCAUGAACCGUGCAUUAGUAUUAACCUUAGUCCUUAUCGGCGUAUCUUUCAGUGCCAUCCAAUUAUUUUAUUUUCCCCGAUUUUCUCGAAUUUCUUUUAAACGCAACUUUCCAAACUUUUGGUGAGGAAAACGAGAAUAAAAAGAUAAAUAAUUAAGUAGUCGGGGCUCCGAUUUCAUUGAGGGGGAGGCCAAAUUACAACAUCACUUGUACUUUAACAAACUUUUAAAACCCAAGCGCUGUUUAUGGCUGGCCACGCCAGUAUCAAAUUUAAAGAUUAAAAAAAUACAUACUAUAAGAAAAUAAAAUCAAAAAAAAAAUCAAAAACAUGGUCCGACGUGACAUCCACAGGUAGUAAUGCCGCAAUUUUCAGAGACUGAUCAUGUUUUGUUACAUGGGCGCAGCCAUGUUUUCGGUUCCCCAAUGGUUUGUUUGGACGACUGUGGAUAUGAAAACUUGGAGUCAGUGUACUACAAUCUGGCAUAAACUCAGAGCUCUUCAAUAUUUACAUAAUCAGGAGAUUGCUGUAAGUUUUUGACCCUAUAUUUGCGCAAAAAUUAUAUUGUAGUAAGACUAAUCGUGACUUUAUUUUAGGAGAGUUAUAUUGGCGAGAGAUUGUACACCAUGUUCCAUUUGUUGACCGUUUUCUGGUUCCCUUUUAUCAUCCUGUUCGUCGCCUAUCUCUACAUUGUUGUGUAUCUAUUUUGUUAUUCAUUGCGGCCAUAUUCAAUAUCAACGGGACCAGGGACUUUGUUCAGAAUGGGAUCCGAAACUGACUCUAAUUUGAAGUAAGUUGCGUUUACUUUUCAAUCAAAUAAAAUUUAAAUUUCAUGAUAAUUUCUUAAUUUCAGCCUCAACCUUUGGCAAAAUGCCGGAACCCCUCCAAAUUCGUGUCUGAAUGGCUCCACCAAGACCAGCCUGACCACUACACCCACCCAAGCUCCUGCCUGGAGAACGGAGAUGAGGUCGAAGAUGUUUCGGACCACCGUCUACGUCAUCGCCGCCUACCUCAUCUGCUGGAUGCCCUACAAUGUCCUGGCCCUGGCCACUUUCUUCUCCGGCGAACUCCAGAUUCUGAUCUCCAUGCAUCUGGAGCUGAUCCGCGUCUGUGUUCUCCUCAACACCGUUCUCAAUCCCUUCAUCUACGGCUUCCGGGACAGCAAUUAA